CCGAUUAAAAAGGGUGGAAGAGCAACUGGCCACUGGGGCGCAGGGAGCUGAGGAGGCGCCAGGGGCCAGGAGGCCGGCGGACGCUGCAGGCGGCGGGAGAGGAGGAAGGAACCCCGGAGCCUGUCCUCUGCUGAGCCACGAUGGGUGACUGGAGCUUCCUGGGAGAGUUCCUGGAGGAGGUGCACAAGCACUCCACGGUCAUCGGCAAGGUGUGGCUCACGGUGCUCUUCAUCUUCCGGAUGCUGGUGCUGGGCACGGCGGCCGAGUCCUCCUGGGGGGACGAGCAGGCCGACUUCCAGUGCGACACGAUCCAGCCGGGCUGCGAGAACGUGUGCUACGACCAGGCCUUCCCCAUCUCACACAUCCGCUUCUGGGUGCUGCAGAUCAUCUUCGUGUCCACGCCGUCGCUGCUGUACAUGGGCCACGCCAUGCACACGGUGCGCGUGCAGGAGAAGCGCCGGCUGCGUGAGGCCGAGCGGGCCAAGGAGGUGAGGGCCGCGGGCUACGAGUACCCGGCGGUGGCCGAGAAGCCAGAGCCCACCUGCUGGGAGGAGGCAAACGGCAGGAUCGUCCUGCAGGGCACGCUGCUCAACACCUACGUCUGCAGCAUCCUCAUCCGCACCGCCAUGGAGGUGGCCUUCAUCGUGGGCCAGUACCUGCUCUACGGCAUCUUCCUGGACACCCUCCACGUCUGCCGCCGCAGCCCCUGCCCGCACCCGGUCAACUGCUACGUGUCCCGGCCCACGGAGAAGAACGUCUUCAUCGUCUUCAUGCUGGCCGUGGCGGGCCUGUCCCUCUUCCUCAGCCUGGCCGAACUCUACCACCUGGGCUGGAAGAAGGUGCGGCAGCGCUUCUUCAAGCCGCCCCAAAGCCUGGCUGAGUGCCACCUCCCCGCGCCCUCGGCCAGCCUGGGCCAGGGGUGCACACCGCCCCCCGACUUCACCCAGUGCCUGGACGGCAGCCCCGAGGGCAAGUUCUUCAAUCCCUUCAGUAACAAGGUGGCGUCCCAGCAGAACACGCACAACCUGGCCACCGAGCAAGUCAGAGGCCAGGAGCAGGCGCCCGGGGAGGGCUUCAUUCACAUCCGCUAUGCCCAGAAGCCUGAGGUGCCCAACGAGGUGUCCCCAGACCACCGCUUGCCCCACGGCUACCAGAGCGACAAGCGCCGCCUCAGCAAGGCCAGCAGCAAGGCCAGGUCUGAUGACCUGUCGGUGUGACCCCAGGGUGUGGGGCAGCCAGGACUGGGCAGGGAGCUGUGUCCCUUCUGACCCCAUGUGCUCUCCUUCUCAUCACUUUUCUGCCCCCUUUAGGCCCCUGGGUCUUCAUUUAUUCCAGAAGCUAGACCAGGGCUCUGCACUGCAGUCAGAGACUUGGGGACCCACCGGGGCUGCUGCCUCUCCCACACGCUCCACCCCGCCGCCCAGUGAGGCCUUCUAGAACACUCCCGGGCCGGGUGAGAGAAGGGGAGACCUAGGGCACCUCAGGCCAGAGGAACAGCCAGCUCCACACACCAGUCAUGUCCGCGUGGGUUCUCCGAGUCCCUGUGGCUUCCCCCACCCGGUGCCCGUCCUCCCUCAGGGAAGACCCAGGGUUCCAGGUCAAUACUGAGCAGGAAUUAAGGAACUUGCGUUGGGCGUGCAGGUGAGUCCGCUGUCUCCCUGGGCCACACCUGGGGUGGCAUGAGUCACCUUAGGCUGCCCUGCCCCGUUUUAUGUAAAGAGAGGUCCUUGGAACACGACAAGCAGCCUCGCCAAGCAGCCUCGCCUUUGCAGCAAAGCAGCACUGGGGAUGUUGCAGCCUUUCCUCCCACCAGGACGCCAGCCCCCUGGGGGUCACAGUACACGCAAGUCCCUGGAAUUCCUGCGCCAGCCCGCAAUGCCUCUGCAGGUCAACCUGAUGGCAGAGCCUGCUCCUUCCUCGCCGCUCCUGGCUUGCACCCUGUGCGCCCCCAAAUGCCUUACUGACCGGAAUGCCCAAAAGGCGUCGUCUUCUCUUGGAUCCUGAACAGAUCACCAGCCACAGAGCCCAGUGGAAUUUCCCCAGGUCUUAUUAACACAAAGAGGGCUUUGUGCGCCUCAGAUUCCCCUUGGGGAAAAUAAUUCUGCUGUGAAAAUGAAAAGUUAAAAGGAGAGAAAAUACUGGAAAACUAUUUUUCUCUCCUAUUUAUUUACCUUGCUGACUGCCAACGUGAGCAUCAGGAGGAGAUGUGAUGACAGCUCUGGAGGCCCCGGAUCUCUCUCCCUGGAGGCCAAGCUGUGCCAUGGAAGCAGUCGGGGAACCUCCGUUCUCUUGGCAGAGGCCUGGCUUGAGAGCACAGAUUCCUGUGUCUCCUGGGUGCUCCUAAUGAUACUGCCGUGUGGGGGCUGAAGAAAAGUCCUGCCUCCCCCCAACCCCACUCUCCCUUUGUGCAACCAGCCUGAUUUCUCUGUUCAGUCUGGUCAUAAUGGGCAGUUGCCAUAUCAGAUGAGGAUAAAACAGGCUCACAAUGGGGCACUGAAACUUGCAGGGAGAUGAUACUUCUAAAAAUGCAUACAUGCGUGUGUGUGUGUGUGUGUGUGUGUGUGUGUGUGUGUGUUAUGAGGCCAAGGACGUGCAGGACACUGCUCAACACCUACGUCUGCAGCAUCCUUCCUGAUCCGCACCACUCUGUGUGUGUGUGUGUGUGUGUGUGUGUGUUGUAUGCACUGAUAGGGCGGGGGAAGGGGGAGGGAGUCCUGAAAUAAAGCAAACCUUAGAGAAGCGCAUUCUGUCCUGCCUCCUGCUCCAGCUGCCUGGCAGAGCCUGAGCCUCACUGCUUUCAGGGUCACCAGCCUACAUGGACAAGCAGGAGAGGUCAGGACAGGUGGGGGGGGGAGGCUUGGUGCACAGGCCCAGAGGAGGCUCAACCUCUGCUCCACCUGCCCUUCUCCUGGUCCCUCUGCUGCUGUUUGCAUGUACUUGGUGGGUGGGGCAAAGGAUGAGGCUAGAGAGGCAGAGGGAACAGAUUGGGGUGCAUCAGAGAAGAAUGGCUCUACACCCCAGGCCCUGGAGGGGACACCUUUUUUAUCUCUUGUCUGGCACUGGCAUUAAGACUUUCUCUUAAAAGAAAAUCUCUCAUCUCUGAAAUAUGUUUGUUUUGUGAAAUGAAUUAGAAAUGAAUUUAGAAAUCUGUGGGAUCAGUCCUUGCUGAGCGGACGUCAGGAAAAAGGAAAUAAUAUGUGUAGUUUGUCUUAAUAAAAUUUGACUCUAUAUCACUCUACUU
Molecule: messenger RNA, 3241 nt
Organism: Talpa occidentalis (Iberian mole)
Lineage: Eukaryota; Metazoa; Chordata; Mammalia; Eulipotyphla; Talpidae
Gene: GJA5
Product: gap junction protein alpha 5
Exons: 2
Coding region: 141-1217 (358 amino acids)
Biological process (GO): cell communication
Cellular component (GO): connexin complex
Source: RefSeq, a predicted model, not a curated record